Ixodes scapularis (black-legged tick) is the source of this 1069-nucleotide messenger RNA. Its product is annotated as heat shock protein beta-6-like. NCBI's taxonomy places the organism in Eukaryota, Metazoa, Arthropoda, Arachnida, Ixodida, Ixodidae. Gene Ontology annotation, molecular function: protein folding chaperone. The record is from RefSeq and is a predicted model, not a curated record. Bases 412 to 966 code for a protein of 184 amino acids. Gene Ontology annotation, biological process: protein refolding; response to heat. The transcript has a single exon.
CAGGGCAGAUGUUUUGGUGAUUGUUUUUCUUCCAUUCCGUUAUGGUCGAACUUCUCGUUUUGGACUUGUAUCGAGAGAUGGCGCCACCGAUCCGUGCAGCGCAACGUUGGCGCAGCGCUGACGCGACGUGGAGCAGAAUAUGCUCGAAGUUCCUCGAUGCUCCUACCCGUUUCGAAGUGCGCGCGUUACUCAUCCACUCGUGACGUAAUCGCCAUCAACCAAUCACAUUACAAAGCGGCCUUUCUCUCUUCUCCUUGCCUAGAACAUUCACGGGCGUUCGAGGCUUCCUUGAAACUCACAUAAAAAGCGCUCCGCGGGGCUCGUCUGCUACAAAACAACUCGCAUUCGAUCGAGUCGUGUUUCGAGAGCGCUAACUCAGUCCACAUUCGACUACCUCGCUUCGGCAUCGAGAUGAUCGUCUUCCCCAUGGCUCCGAUCUUCACACCGAUGGACAGAAGUGCCUUCCCCGACUGCGGUUCCAUGAUAAGUCGGAUGUUUGACGGCAACGACUUCGACGGCACUUUCUUCGACGGCAUCGUACCUGUUGGACUCUUUGGGUGCCCGGAUGAUCGCCGCAGCUCUUAUAAGGCGUCCAGUUCAAAGUGUCCGGCCUCCGAGGUGUCCCUGACUCCGGACAACUUUGCGCUGAAACUGAACGUCCGGGGCUUCGUCCCCGAGGAGAUCAGCGUGAAGACCGUCGGAAACUCCGUCGAGGUGCACGCCAGGCACGAAGAAAAAGACCCCGAGGGACGUGGCUUCGUGAUGCGCGAGUUUCGACGCAAGUACACGCUUCCCGAUGACGUCGAUCCGGAAUCCGUGACGUCGCAACUCACAGGACGUGGCCUGUUGGCAGUCGAAGCCCCGAGGAAAAAGGCGGAGACGACACCACUGUCUGACACAGUCCCCAUCUCCGUGGAGCACACGUCUUCCAACGACGUACCAUCAACAUUGCAAGAAUCAAGUUAAGAAGAUACGAAGUUUUUAUUUUAAUUUAACGCCUGUGAUAAUUUUUUACUUCACCUGUAUACCUAUUUAAAAAGUCUAAUAAAUUAUUUUUUUUACAUAACUA